UGAGGACCCGUCAUCCACCACGUCCUGGGAGUCUAAUUCGACAUCCAAGCCUACUUUCCUUUUCCAGCUAUGGACAUCGGGAGGACACGGAUCUCCUGUGGACUGUGGCUUGUCUUACUCCUGACAUGCAGGGAACUCUCGGCUUUCAACCUGGACAUCGACAAUGUCCUGCAAAAGACCGGAGACAAAGACAGUCUUUUCGGCUUCUCCCUCGCCAUGCACCGACAGGUUAACCCGUCGGAUAAGAGAAUGCUGCUGGUCGGAGCCCCUAAAGCCAAAGCCUUGUCUGGCCAGAAAGCUAAAGUGACAGGAGGGCUGUACAGCUGCGACUUCAGCUCCCCUUCGUCCCCUUGUACCAGAGUCGUCUUUGAUAAUGAUGAGGAUCUAAGACAGGAAAGCAAAGAGAACCAGUGGAUGGGAGUGACAGUGAACAGUCAGGGGCCAGGCGGAAAGAUUGUGACCUGUGCUCAUCGCUACCAGCACCGGACGAAUGUGAACACAGCCCUCGAAUCACGUGACAUCAUAGGGCGUUGCUAUGUGUUGAGUCAGGAUCUGACCAUCGAUCCUGGGUCGGACGAAGAUGGGGGCAACUGGCGCUUCUGCGAGGGCCGUGUGCGAGGGCAUGAGAGGUUUGGCUCCUGCCAGCAGGGGCUCUCUGCCACCUUCACCAAGGACUACCACUACCUCAUCUUUGGUGCUCCCGGGGCAUAUAACUGGAAAGGUGUGGUACGUGUGGAACAGAAGAACAACACCCUGAUAGAAAUGGGUUUCUAUGAUGACGGUCCAUAUGAGGCUGGGGAUGAGAACAAAAUGGACCCUGACCUGGUCCCUGUCCCUGCCAACAGCUACCUCGGCUUCUCUCUGGACUCGGGGAAGAGCCUGACCAAAAAGGGCCAGCUGACAGUGGUGGCAGGAGCACCCAGGGCGAACCACAGUGGAGCGGUGGUGCUGCUGAAGAAAGGCCCGGAGACAGGAAACAUCCUGGUGAAAGAGUUCAUUCUGGAAGGGGAGGGGCUGGCGUCCUCUUUCGGAUAUGAUCUGGCUGUGCUGGACUUCAAUGGAGACGGUUGGCAGGACAUAGUGGUGGGAGCCCCUCAGUACUUUGAGAAGGAAAAGGAGAUCGGAGGAGCCAUCUACAUCUACGUCAACCAAGCCGGGGCCUGGGACAAAGUCACACCGACCAGAAUAGAAGGACCUCAGGACUCCAUGUUUGGUCUAGCUGUGGAAAACAUGGGAGACAUUAAUCAGGAUGGCUUCCAUGAUGUUGCAAUCGGAGCUCCCUAUGAUAAUGAAGGCGCGGGGAAUGUCUACAUCUACCACGGUACAGACAAAGAAAUCAACAAAAAACCUUCACAGGUGCUGUCAGGCCAGCCUGUAGGAGCGAGGCUGUUUGGCUACUCUCUGGCAGGCAACAUGGAUCUGGAUAAGAACCUUCUCCCUGACCUGGCUGUGGGAUCCCUCUCUGACUCCGUUUUUAUCUACAGAUCCCGCCCAGUCAUUAACAUCAAGAAGGACAUCAAGAUCACACCUAAGGAGAUUGACUUCACCAAGAAGAACUGUGGCAGCAACUUCUGCUUGAGUGUUGAGGCCUGCCUCACCUACACUGCCAACCCAAAGAACUACUCACCCAAACUAACGGUGGCGUACGCCAUUGAGGCAGAUGCCGAGCGCAGGAAGAACGGUCUUCUCUCGAGAGUGAUUUUCGAGCAAGGCUCCAGCGCUGACCAAAACUACGAGUCCAAAGGAACCGUCACCCUUGCCGGCCAGGGAAAGAAGCAGUGCUUUACACGUAAACUCAUUGUACAGGACAACAUUCGGGACAAGCUCCGGGGAAUCCCCAUCCAGGUGUCCGUGGAUAUCCAGGAUGCCAAACGUAAGCGGAGACAGAGCCCGUCCUCUUCCCUUAUGCCCAUUCUGGACGCCAAUGAGCCAACGACAGUCCGCGCAGAGGUGAAUUUCCUGAAGGAGGGCUGCGGAACAGACAACGUGUGCCAGAGUAAUUUGCAGGUGACCUAUCGCUACUGCAACAGGAAACCCAACCAAGAUGUUUUCAUCCCAAUGGAAGAGGAUGCUGGGGUGCCGGUGGUCUCCCUUGGCGACCAGAAAGAAAUCGCCUUGGAAGUCACAGUGACCAACAUGAAUGGAGAUGAUGCGUACGAAGCCUCGGUGGUCGCCUCCUUCCCGCCCACCCUGACCUACUCUGCCUUCCGUGUGCUACCUAAUGAGAAGCCAGUUACCUGCACAGCCAAUAAAAAUGGUUCUCAGGCUGAGUGUGAGCUGGGAAACCCCUUCAAACGGGACUCUAAGACAACUUUCUACAUUAUUCUAGGUACAGCAGGCAUCUCUCUCAACACGACUGAACUGAAGAUUGAUCUACAGCCAACAACGACAAGCGAACAGCAGAGCCUGGCUCCUGUCGCAGCAAAAGCAAAAGUGGUGAUUGAGUUGCAGCUGUCUUUAACAGGUCAGGCCCAGCCCUCUCAGGUCUACUUCACAGGAGAGGUCAAAGGUCAGGAUGCCAUGAAGAAAGAAAGUGACAUCGGCAGUGCCAUCAGAUACCAGUUCACGAUCAUCAACCUGGGAAAACCCUUGGCGAGCUUUGGCACCGCCUCCCUGGUCAUCCACUGGCCGAAGGAGACCGAUGUAGGGAAGUGGCUGCUCUACCUGAUGAAAAUCAACUCUACCGGGGUGCAGCGAACUGACUGCUCUUCUUCCCAGGAGGUCAACCCUCUCAAACUUAAAGAGGAGCCAGGUCACAUCAGGAAGAGACGGGCCAUGGAGGACACCCCCAAACAAGAGGAGGGCUCGAUUUCACUUCUAACGGACCAGAGGAAAUACAGAACUCUGUCAUGUGACAACGGAGCAAACUGUGUGGAGCUCAGAUGCCCCCUGCAGGACAUGGACAGUAAUGCAGUCAUCACUCUCAACGCUCGCCUGUGGAAUGGUACAUUCAUAGAGGACUUCUCCAAGAUGAACUAUUUAGAGGUGAUAGUGAAGGCUUCUCUGCUUGUUCGUGGCACAACUAAAAACAUGGUGCUGAAAAAUCAUGAGACACAGGUUAGACUGACAGUAUUCCCAGAGAGGCGUGCAGCCCAGUAUGGAGGACUGCCAUGGUGGAUCAUCCUGGUGGCCAUCCUGCUAGGGCUGCUGUUGUUGGGGCUGCUGGUCUUCCUCCUCUGGAAGUGUGGUUUCUUUGGGAACAACGACAAAGAUGACACUCCAGCGUCAGACAAAGAGGCACUGACAGCAAAUGCAUAGAAAAAGAGACAAGAAACGGGUGUGGUUUUUUCAAGCGUGCCAAAUAUGAAGACAAUGUUCCCAGUUACAAUGCCGUACGAAUCAAAAGAGAGGAGAGGGAUAUAAAACCUGGGAAUGACAGCUGGGAAAACCUGGAAAAGAAGCCCUGGAUGACAAGCUGGCAUGACGAUGAACAUUAUUGCUAACGGCGUUGGAAAUCUCAAUCCAACAGACAUUCCUGUCACUUUGUGCUGAUCUUCCAAUUUUAUUGUUUUUCCAUAACAACUCCCUGCUUUUUCUCUGCAGUGUGGAUUGUAAAUAUCAGAAAAAAGCAAAAAACAAAGAAAAAGGUUUGUAGAAUUUUAUACUUGAUCAAAUAUGCCACUUCAGGGCCGAUUUGAUCUCGGAUGACGUCUUAAUUGAUCACUGAAAGACGUGCUGCAGUGUGGAAGCUGCUCCUGCACAACUACUGUCUGUCAGAUUUGGAACUUGUUUUGUAUGUGUUCUGUGUUCACAGUAUUGACGGGGCGGGGUUUUUAGGUUUUUGUAUAUUUUCUGAAUGUUUUGCAGAAAUGUUUGUAUUUAUUCUUUAAGGGGAGUGCUACCUGUUACAUGCUCUACAGGCCAAAGAUUGAUGCAGUGAUUGCAUAUACAAUAUAAACUACAUUUAAAACAACCUCACAGGUUUUUCCAGUUUAGCACAUCUGUAUUACAUCUGCCUUAACUGUGCAUACCAUCCUCAAUCAGCUUGUGUCUUAGGUAAUGCGGUGCCUCAGACCGCAGGUUACAAAGACUCUUCAACAACUGUCAAGGACUCGCUUUGUAAAUAUUCUACAAAGCCUCUGGAAAAUUCACCUUUUUAUUCACUGACUGUCAAACGGAAGAGCUUGAGUGUAAAAA
Molecule: messenger RNA, 4137 nt
Organism: Myripristis murdjan (pinecone soldierfish)
Lineage: Eukaryota; Metazoa; Chordata; Actinopteri; Holocentriformes; Holocentridae
Product: integrin alpha-6-like
Exons: 26
Coding region: 70-3258 (1062 amino acids)
Biological process (GO): cell-cell adhesion; cell-matrix adhesion; cell adhesion mediated by integrin
Cellular component (GO): external side of plasma membrane; integrin complex
Molecular function (GO): integrin binding
Source: RefSeq, a predicted model, not a curated record